AUUGAAAAUUUGUGACAGUUGCAGGAAGAGGAGUGUUGUGUGUUUUGACAUUCUCGCGUUUUUAUUGUUGUUUAUUUACGUAACAAUGAAAGAAUGAACGAGUGAUUCAUACCUCAAGUGCUUUUAAUUACUUUAAUUAAUCGAAUUAACAAUAAAAAUGUCACUGAGUGCCAGUGCUGAGAACCUAACAGUGGAAACCCAGAAUAAUUUAAAGGACUAUGACGGCUCCAGCAAUAUGUGCUUAGAACUGGCCUUGGAGGGCGAGCGACUGUGCAAGGCGGGCGACUGCAGGGCUGGAGUGGCUUUUUUCCAAGCCGCAAUCCAGGCCGGAACUGACGACUUGCGGACGCUAAGCGCCAUUUACAGCCAACUCGGAAACGCAUAUUUUUAUCUAGGAGAUUAUGGCAAAGCCAUGCAAUAUCACAAACAUGAUCUCACUUUGGCCAGGACAAUGGGUGAUAAACUGGGCGAAGCGAAAUCCUCGGGCAACCUGGGCAAUACUCUCAAAGUGAUGGGGCGAUUUGACGAAGCGGUGGUGUGCAGUAAACGGCAUUUGGAGCUUUCAAGAGAAUUGGGCGAUAGAUUAAGCGAAGGCCGAGCAUUGUAUAAUUUAGGAAAUGUCUUUCAUGCCAAGGGAAAACAUAUUGGGAGGGUGGGGCACAAGGAUCCGGGGGAUUUUUCAGACGAUGUCAAGGGCUGUCUCCAAGAAGCUGUCACUUAUUAUGAGGAAAACUUGACACUGAUGCGCGAACUCGGCGAUGUAGCGGCACAAGGAAGAGCUUGUGGUAAUUUGGGCAACACGUUUUAUCUAUUGGGCGAUUUCGCACAAGCCAUACAUUACCACGAAGAAAGACUAUCGAUAGCGAGACAAUUCGGCGAUAAAGCAGCCGAAAGAAGGGCACAUAGUAAUCUCGGAAAUUCGCAUAUUUUUAUGGGACAGUUUGAAGAAGCCGCUCACCAUUACAAACGAACUCUAGCUCUGGCUCAGGAAUUAGGCGAUCACGCGGUCGAAGCUCAGGCUUGUUACAGUUUGGGUAACACUUACACGCUAUUGAGAGAUUAUGAAACUGCCAUCGAAUAUCAUUUGAGACAUCUUUUAAUCGCGCAAAAUUUGGCCGAUCGUAUAGGAGAAGGUAGGGCCUGUUGGUCGUUGGGUAACGCGAACGCGUCGUUGGGAAAUCACGAAAAGGCGCUGCAAUUCGCGAAAAAGCAUCUUGAAAUUAGUAAAGAGUUGGGUGAUCCGAUGGGUGAAGCGACGGCGAAAAUGAACAUUGCUGAUCUACGAAAAAUCCUCAAUUUGCCCGACAGUCCCGAAUCGUGUGAUAGUGAUUCGCCGAAAGAGAACGACGUCACUCACCAGAGGAUACAAAGGGUGAGACGUGAAAGCAUGGAACAGCUUAGCCUGAUUAAGUUGACUCCCGACGGAAAACAACGUCCCGGCUUCACACUUCCCCCCAUGAAGGCGCCAUCACCAACCAAAAACGAGGACGACGACUCCUUCUUCGAUUUGUUAUCCCGCUUCCAGUCAAAACGCAUGGACGACCAACGCUGCUCUCUGACGAUAGACAACAAGGAAAACACCAAUGUGGUGAAUCUCCCACGUAAUGAGGGCCCCGACGACCUCAUCGACAUGAUUGCUGGGAUGCAGAGCAAGAGGAUGGACGAGCAGAGAGUGGCGUUGCCACAUCUUCCCGGAUUGCAGUCGUCGUCGUUGCAGAAGUUGGCCGAGUCGAGGAAUAACAGCGUUCCCGAUGACAAUUUCCUGGACCAGUUGGUGCGGUGUCAAGGAUCAAGGUUGGAGGAUCAGAGGUCGCCGCUCCCGGUGCCGGCGGUUGAUGUGGAGGCGGAUCCACCGCCGGCGAGGAAAAGCGGAGCGACGGUGCCCGACGAGGAUUUUAUCUCGUUGAUCAUGAGGUUUCAGUCGGGGAGGAUGGAUGAUCAGAGGGCGGCGGUGCCGAGGGUGGAACACAGAAUGGCCAAUGGCAACGUCCCACAUGCAACAAAUGGUAUUAGUAAUAAUUUUAAAAGCAAUUCUUCUGGCAAGAAGAAGAAGUAAUACGAAUAAAUUAGAGUAAGUAAAUUUGAAAAACCCCAUAUCUGAAUUUUUAUUUCGAUUGACUGCCAUUGGAGCAUGUACGAUAAAGAGACCUAAAGUAAAGUGUAUGCUUUUUUAUAUUUUUAUAUGUUUAGUAAAUAAUAUUGUUGUAUCUAUACUUUCUCUUAAUUUUAAUAUAUUCGAAUUUUUAUUCGUUAUGUAAUGGAUUAUCCAAUGCGUAAACUUAAUCUACUUUUGGUAAAAUUUAAUCAACGCUUCAUUCUUUAUAUUUUGCUCAUUUAGGACUAACAAACCCUGACCAAAACAUGCUCUACUCUGUUAUGAAAUAGUUAAAGUUCCAGUGUAAUGUGACUCAUGGAUCUUGUUAUUUGAAAUUUGUUGCCACACUUGUAAUAUUGCGCCUAAAAUGUGAGCUCAUAUUUACCUAAAGUAUUAAACGUGCAAAGUGCCAAAAGGAUGUGACUGUGGCAACAGAUUUUCUGCAUGUCCCAUCUCGAAAUUUCUCUCUGUCCAGCUGAAUGCUUUACACAUUGAAUAAUGUGAAAACAAUUUAGACAAAUGUUUGCCAAAGAUGUUUCAAAUAUCCACACGUUUAUUAAUAGACUGUUGAAUUUCUUCCUCUUUUUAUGAAAGAUUUAUAUGAGAAAAUUCAUGUGUUACAAACUGAAAGUGUAUUGUUAUUUAAAUGGUACAAAGUAGGAAAAUAAAUUUUAUCAGCGGAA
This is a messenger RNA of Tribolium madens (black flour beetle), 2778 nucleotides long. It is a transcript of the gene pins, whose product is annotated as G-protein-signaling modulator 2. The record is from RefSeq and is a predicted model, not a curated record. Gene Ontology annotation, molecular function: protein binding; GTPase regulator activity. The transcript has 8 exons. Lineage: Eukaryota; Metazoa; Arthropoda; Insecta; Coleoptera; Tenebrionidae. The coding region runs from base 158 to 2056 and encodes 632 amino acids.